AUAAUCUUUCCGACGCUAUCGAUCGGUUCUAUUGCCGCUGAUUAUUCGUACACCCGUAAGUGGAAGCAAACAGCCCAGCACCAACAACAACAACCACAAAGUCGACGGGAUUAGAACGACUUGAAUCCAGCACAAUGAUGUUUGGACUUACGAGGCAAUACCUGCUGGCCAUCGUUCCGUUGGCAGGAUACGGGUUCGGAUGGUUCUUGGACAACAAGGAAACCGAACGAAUGACUAUGUUCCGGGAUAAGAGCGCCCUUUAUGGUCGUGUAUUGAAGGAAGGCGAAAAACCAUCCUGGCCGUAAUAAUAAGGUCAAAUUAAAUAGUGUCGAAUAAAGGCAUAUGUCUGUAAACCUA
Culex quinquefasciatus (southern house mosquito) is the source of this 357-nucleotide messenger RNA. It is a transcript of the gene ND-MNLL, whose product is annotated as NADH dehydrogenase [ubiquinone] 1 beta subcomplex subunit 1. The record is from RefSeq and is a predicted model, not a curated record. The coding region runs from base 135 to 305 and encodes 56 amino acids. The transcript has a single exon. Gene Ontology annotation, cellular component: mitochondrion. Lineage: Eukaryota; Metazoa; Arthropoda; Insecta; Diptera; Culicidae.